UACCGCGUACAGAAAAAUACAAAUUAGAUAAACGAUUAACUGGAAAAAGCUGUGCUUAUCAACUACAAAAUUAUCAUCUAGCAAAGUGCCAAUUAGGCAAUAUCAGCAGUUUAGUUUUGGUCGAGUGAUAAAAUGGACACGGCGGACACAAUAGUAGCGGGAAAAUCAUCGAUCCAGGACACGGCCAUUCAAUGCGAACUACUGCUCCCACAAGGGCACCGCCAGAGGACCUACGUAUUUGACAUAGCAGACAUUCGCCUGAGACGCCGUCUAGUGGGCCGCUUCUAUGGAUUGCUAGUCCUUCAGGUGGCGUGCACCCUGCCCUGCCUGAGGGUGAUGUUGGCCUACCCACCGCCCUAUCCCGGAGCGGUUGUUUCGUUUUCCUAUCUGAUGACCCUCUUCCUCUACACGUGCUUUUAUAUGUGGCGCGAUUGGCGGCGACCGGCACCCUACAGCUACCUCGUCCUGCUCCUCAGCACGGCGACCAGCUCGCUGAACCGCAGUUUCUAUCUGAUGUACUUGGCCACGUCGCAUUGGAUCUAUGCGUACCCCAUCAUCCUAAUGGCGGAGCUACUGGCGCUGAUGCUCUACUCGGCACAGGAUCGCUACAGAUUUACCCAGGCUCGAGGAAUUCUCAUAAUAUUCCUCGUCUUUUCCAUGUUUUCCCUGAUGGCCUAUAGGCUGGACCUGCUCUUGCAAAUAGUCUACAGCAUGGCCUGCACAUUCGAGGCCUGGUAUGUGAUCUACGACACCCACUUGAUGCUCUGCGGACAACAUGGUUACAAGAUUGGAGCCGAGGAAUAUGUCUAUGCCGCCGGCAGCAUCCACUGCGAUAUCCCCAGGUGCUUCUGGCGGCUGCUGAAAAUGAUGAUCCUAAGCAAGUUCGUCGAGGCUUUUCGCUGGAUACAGGGCUGCUUCAUCACUGAGGUUUGUUGACCUGGCACCAGGACCCAGGCACCACAUGGCACGGGAAUCUAUGUUACCUUAAAAUUAAAUUUCGGCAUUCACAAUUUGGAAUAAAGCCCAGCCUUUCUGUUCUCGAACCAUGGGCAUAAUUUCCCCGGUAGACAUCAGUAGACAACUUCCUGGAGCAACCGCUUCCCUCAACCGCAAAAAAGCGCACAUAUCUCAAGAUAAUGUAAGGUUGAUCAAGGUGGAUAAAACCCCUGGCGGGUAUAGAAAUUUUGUAGAAAAGAAAUCUAUAGGGAACUUCCUUCAAAUCCUUUGACCUGCUCGUUUCAGCAGGGUCAUAGAAGCCCGCGAGUGGGCCCACCGUCCUUUCCAUUUGAAUAUAAUUCCCACAGAGCUGCGGCCAGCCAAAGGAGAGGUUUAAGCGCAGGUCCCCAAAGAGAAGGAAAUCCAGAGAGUCAUAGAUUCGCAAAACCAAGGAAAUCCCAAUGGCACAGCUACCGUGUACCUGUGACUCAAAAAUGCUGGACCAACAGAAACAAUAAUAUAGAAAUAAUCUACAAAAUGGGAGAUGCAGGGUCCGACUUCAUUCGAAGUCGAUACAAAUUCCAAUUAUUCCAAAAAUUCCGAUUAUUAUUCUCAUCCGCGAGGCAUCAAUGAACUAUUUCCAAUACGGAGGAUAGCCAAAGGCUAUCGACAAUUGUCGAAUCCGAAUGUACGAAGAUUACUGAGCUCCGGAUGUGUGGCAUAUGCUCUCGCGGUGUUAUCAGACCCUGUUCGAAGCAGAGCAGGAGAUGCUUAUGCUAUGCCAGCGAAUGUGAUCAGGAUGAUUCGGUGAUUCGGUUGAGCUACCCAUUGGGUGUGGCUUCCAGCUUCCGAUCGGAUUGAUUUACACUUGCAAAUCAAACAAUCCAGUGCUCUGCUCUACUCGUACUUCGGGUGAACGCAUUCACUGUGUGGGAUCUACAAGUUGUACCCAUGGGUGGAUGUGUUUACUCGGGAAUAGCAUUAUGUCUUUACACAUUGUCGUGUUGUUAAGGGAAUGUCCAGACACCAGGCAGUCUGCUUAAAUUGCUUGCAUUACACAGCGGAAUUUAGUUAGAAAUGAAAUGUCUGUCAUCAUUUGGCCAUAAAUCCCAAAUCAGGUGAAAGUAAUCAUACAAAUUCACCCCGAUAUGAGGGCCAUCAAGCAAAUAUCGUGCAAAUGGUGGUCAUUAGUCCUCCAGGGGGUAGGGGCAGGGGCAAGGACGGUAGUAGAUGGUAUUGUAGUUGUAGUUGGGGCUGGAGCUGGAGCGGGGGUAUGGUAUGUGAUAUGAAGGUAAUUUUGAUUGAUUUCCCCAUUCGGUUUGGGGGAAAACCGACAGCAGUCCUGUCCUUAAUGACAGUCUUCCAAACUGCCCUCUGUCUGUCUCUACUCCACUCCACUCC
Messenger RNA from Drosophila persimilis, 2337 nucleotides. RefSeq lists its product as uncharacterized. Gene Ontology annotation, biological process: negative regulation of apoptotic process. Gene Ontology annotation, cellular component: membrane. Bases 133 to 936 code for a protein of 267 amino acids. Lineage: Eukaryota; Metazoa; Arthropoda; Insecta; Diptera; Drosophilidae. The record is from RefSeq and is a predicted model, not a curated record. The transcript is spliced from 3 exons.